Messenger RNA from Oncorhynchus masou masou (cherry salmon), 1786 nucleotides. RefSeq lists its product as uncharacterized. Bases 350 to 1786 code for a protein of 478 amino acids. The record is from RefSeq and is a predicted model, not a curated record. Gene Ontology annotation, cellular component: nucleus. The transcript is spliced from 3 exons. Lineage: Eukaryota; Metazoa; Chordata; Actinopteri; Salmoniformes; Salmonidae.
GUGCAUGUCUCUCUUGGCCAUAUUUUACAGUUGAUGAACGUCUGCUCCAGGACUUUAGGUGUAGGCUACCUGGUAUGAAUGAAUAAUAUCGUAUGCAAACGAAUGCACAUUAUAGUGAAUGUUGAUCUCAGUACGUCCCUACACAUGAUGCUCUCCUAGCGCCCCUAUUUUUUUAUGUGCCACUUAGUUGUAUCCUGUGAACAUAUGCCUUAUGCUGCCCCCACUGAAAGAUUAGUUAGUUGUCAGGUAGAUAUUGCUCACGUCCCCAACAAUGCUGUGGUACGGCCGGCCAUCUGUCGCAGUGUGAAUGGAACUGUCAGUUGGUCCGUCUGUAAACCAGGCCUGACUCAUGACUGAGUACUACGAGGAGGGGGGGCUGCUGUACGAGCACUCACCUCCCAUGCACAUCAAAGUGGAGUCUCCGGAGGGACCCUUCGGAGGAGGCGUCUCAGAGGACGGCUUUCCCAGGGAGGAUGAGGACUCGGAAGGCAGCUGUGACCAAAGCAGCGGGCUGCCUGGUGGACUCCCCUUCAACGUGGUGGUGGUGCAUCCUAACAUCAUGACCCCUGGCAUGUCCUCAGAUGACCUCCUAUCCAUGGAACAGCCAGGGGGUGCAGGAAAGAGGAAGAGUCGUUUUAGCGGUGCAGAGCUGGAGGUGCUGGUUUCUGAGGUGACGCGGUGUGAGGGAGAGCUUUUUGGUCCUGCUGGGAGGCUCCGGCGCAGGGAGAGAGAGAGGAUCUGGGCAGGGAUCCUGGAGCGGGUCAAUGCUGUGUCCAGAGUCCCUCGCACCCUCCGCGAGGUCAAGAAGCGCUGGGACGACCUGAAGAGACGCAAUGGAGGCAGGCUGGCAGACGCUAGGCACCGCACUUGUUACCUGCCAUCCAACAGAGGGGCUUCCAUGCUGGGACUGUCAGCUCAGGCAAGCCCCAGGCUUCACCAGGCCAGACAGAAGCAAAGCUCCAGAGGGAAGGCCAGUUUCACGUGCUUCACUGAUACAGAACCAGUGGGUGGAGGUGAAGGGUUGGAGAGGGAUGGCUUUGAGAAGGAUGAGGAUAGUGGUGAGCGGGAAGUGGAGGUGGGAGAGGCGGAAUGCGAGGGGGCAGAGAGCAGUAUGGAGGAAAAGCUGGGUUUCGGACUGGGACUGGGGAUAGGACCUCCCCCUAACUCGGAACGCUGGCUGCCUCCCUCUCCCCUCUACAGCGCCCCUUUCCUCAAUGGGACCCCUCAGCCUAGUCCCCAGCCAUCACUAGGGGCCCAGCAGGGACCAUUGGAGGCCCCUCCUCGCGGCUUAUGGCUGGAGGACGAGCUCCGCGGCAUGGGGGAGGCAGCUCUGCAGCUGGGGGAUCGGGUUGAGCAGAGUCUUCGGGAGUUUGGGGAGGGAUUCAGACGUGAUAUGAGAACAUUAGUGGCUUCUCAAGAGGCACUGGCAACCAGCCUACAGCAAAACAAUGUUCUCCUGCAAAGGCUGCUGGGAGUCCUAGAGGCACAGCAGCAGCAGCAACAACAACAACCACCACAGCAGCAGCCACAUCAUUCCCAAAAACAACAGCCACAACAGUCAAUAAUGCAGCAACCACAACAGUUACAGCAGCAGAAACCACAGCCUCAACAACCAAUUCAGCAACAGAUACAGCAAACAGCAUCCAACAACAGAUUCAACCACAACAGCAACAACUGUUACUACAGCAACCCCAACUGGUGCAGCAGCAACAACAACAGAUACAACUGCUACCACAGCAACCACAGCAGCACCACCCCCAGAGUCCAAGUAAUCAACCAACUUUAG